Messenger RNA from Phycodurus eques (leafy seadragon), 905 nucleotides. Its product is annotated as 3-oxoacyl-[acyl-carrier-protein] reductase FabG-like. The coding region runs from base 50 to 895 and encodes 281 amino acids. Lineage: Eukaryota; Metazoa; Chordata; Actinopteri; Syngnathiformes; Syngnathidae. The transcript has 8 exons. The record is from RefSeq and is a predicted model, not a curated record.
UCUGAACACACUCUGACAGACGGACAUUUGACUCAAGUUAAAUACCAAAAUGUCGGCCUCGGGUGAUGCUUAUAAAGUGUCUUCCCUGAAGGGAAAAGUGACCCUGAUCACAGGUGCCAGCUCAGGUAUCGGUGCAGGUACGUCGGUCCUGUUUGCUAAACUGGGAGCUGUGCUGGCUCUCAAUGGCAGAGACGUGGAGAGUCUGCAGAAAGUGGCCAAGGAGUGCAAAGAGUGUGGUGGAGGAGCUGAGCCCUUGCUUGUGCCCGGUGACCUGACAGACGAGGACACGGUGAAGAGGAUUGUGCCAGAAGUCAUGGCGCGCUUUGGCCGACUGGACGUCCUGGUGAACAAUGCUGGUAUCCUGGCCAUGGGCGGCAUCGAGACGUCAGACCUGGCAACGUACGACAGAGUCAUGAACAUCAAUGUCAGAUCCAAUCAAUACUUUAUUGCUAGAUCUGUGUACCACCUGACCCAAGUCUGUGUGCCUCACCUGAUCAAGACUAAAGGCUCCAUCGUCAACGUUUCCAGCAUCACCGGAAUGAGACCGGUUCCUGGUAUCCUGGCCUAUUGUAUGUCCAAGUCUGUCAUUGACCAAUUCACUCGCUGUGUCGCUCUGGAACUGGCUUCGAAACAAGUUAGAGUCAACUCUGUAAGUCCUGGUGUAGUCGCCACAAAUGUGUUCAAGAGAGCAGGAAUGGACGAAAAGGCGAAUGCUAAGGUCCUUGAACAGUGCAAGCUGACUAAUGCACUUGGCCGACCGGGAGAAGUGGAUGAGGUGGCCAACAGCAUCGCCUUCCUGGCAUCAGACACCGCUAGUUUCAUUACUGCAGUCAACCUCCCCAUUGACGGAGGCCACCAUGCCAUGAUUCCAAAAGAAACCUUAACUGUGGAAUAAUUAUAUAAUA